UAAACUAAUGAAACAAGGCAAUGUAAAUCUUAGACCGUCGUCUCCCGUCGAUAAGUACUUUCGAUAAAAUUCCCGUUUCAGACAGAGAGGCUCAGCGGCAGCAUCGAAGUAGCGUCUUCCCCGUUAAUGGCGUCCUGCAAGCGUCGUCAGCAAGCCGGGGACGAAGCCGAACCCGCCGCCGACGGUCCAUUCUCGCGGUGCGCGGAGCUGACUCCCUGGCUGACCCCGCGAGAGCUCGCCGCCGUCGCCCUGACCUCCGCCUCCCUCCGCCGCGCCUCCCGAUCCGUCACCCUCCGCCGCGCCUCCGACGCCGCCCGCGGCCUCGAGCCCCUCCCCGUCCCCUUCCUCAACGCCGUCGAGUCCCUUCCUUACGCCUACUUCCUCUACACCCCCUCCUCCCUGGUCCUCUCCCCGCCCGACGACGCCCUCCUUCGCCAGCCGUGGGGCUCGAACCGGACGCCCGCUCGACUGGCCGCGUUUCCCAGCCGCGAGGCGGUGGACGUGGUGGGCGGCGUGGUGCUGGGGUGCGAUUGCGACAGAUGCGAGGGGCGUGACUGCGCUUGCUGGGGAGGGGUGGUGAGCGAGUGCGGGCCGGGUUGCGGGUGCGGGCCGGAGUGCGGGAACCGGACGAGCCAGAGAGGUGUGGAGGUGAGGUUGAAGAUCGUGAGGGACGAGAAGAAAGGAUGGUGCUUGUUCGCCGAUCAGGCGAUCGAGAAGGGGCGAUUCGUAUGCGAGUAUGCAGGCGAAUUCUUGACAACAAAAGAGGCAAGGGUGCGACAAAAAGAAUAUGAUGAACUUGCACUGAGCCGAGGGUUCUCAUCUGCUAUUCUGGUGGUGAGGGAGCAUCUUCCCUCUGGAAAGGCCUGCUUGAGGAUAAACAUCGACGCCACGAAAGUGGGAAAUGUGGGGAGAUUCAUUAAUCAUUCUUGUGAUGGCGGUAACUUGUCCACGGUAUUAGUGAGGAGCACAGGUGCUCUGCUUCCUCGCCUCUGCUUCUUUGCUUCAAAAGACAUACGUGAAGGUGAAGAGUUGAGUUUUAGUUAUGGAGAGAUCAGGCUCAGGUCCAAUGGCUUACAGUGCUAUUGUGGGGCCUCUAAUUGUUUCGGAAUACUUCCUUCAGAACUUACUUAAAAUGCAAAUGCAAAAUUUUCACUUUGUUUAGCACCAUCACUUCACUCUCUAUUGCUUGAGUAUUAAAGCUACAUGCAUUCAUCUUCUAA
Molecule: messenger RNA, 1220 nt
Organism: Eucalyptus grandis
Lineage: Eukaryota; Viridiplantae; Streptophyta; Magnoliopsida; Myrtales; Myrtaceae
Product: histone-lysine N-methyltransferase SUVR3
Molecular function (GO): protein binding
Source: RefSeq, a predicted model, not a curated record